UAAAGUGUUCCAAGGACUUGAUUUCAUAUAUAGAUCUCGUAUUAAUUAAUGGAGACUUGUGAAGCAGUUGGACCCAGUUUGAAUUACAUGUCAGAUGGCAGGAAGAAGGGAGGCUAUAGAGCAGCUAGCUUCGUCUUUGCCAUGGCGACACUGGACAACUCGGGAUUUAUCGCCAACAUGGUGAGCUUAGUGAUGUACUUCAUGACCGUAUUACACUUUGAUCUCUCUGGUUCUUCAAACACUCUCACCAACUUCAUGGGCUCAACUUUCAUGGUCACGGUUCUUGGAGGAUUCAUCUCAGACACGUACCUCACGAGGCUCAACACCGUACUUCUAUUUGGCGUCUUGGAGAUACUGGGAUACAUACUUAUAACAAUCCAAGCUUACAAGAAGAGUUUACGGCCGGACAUGAAUUGUUUGACGUGCCACCUGGAGGGCCGGAACGCUCACAUGUUCUAUGCCUCGUUGUCUUUGCUAGCAUUGGGCUAUGGAGGUAUGAGAGGUUCUCUCCCUGCCUUGGGAGCAGAGCAAUUCGAUAAGAAGCAUCCAAAAGAAAGGGAACAACUGGCCAGCUUCUUCAACUGGCUCUUGUUCAGCACCACACUCGGUGGAUCCAUUGGUGUCACUGUCCUCGUCUGGGUUAGCUCCGAAAAGAGUUGGUCUUUGGGUUUCAUGCUUGACCUGCUGCUUUCUUUGCUCGGCUUCGCCUUCCUUGUGGCUGGUACUCGCUUCUAUCGUCUUCGUCCACCUGGCAAUAGCCCUCUAAACAGUGUCUCUCAGGUUAUCAGGGUCGCCAUUCGAAACAGGAAGUUAACAUUGCCUAAAAGCUCUGAUGAAUUGUACUACGAGACCAUUGAUGAUGAUGAUGAUGAUGAUGAUGAUGCAGAGAAAAUCCAACUCCAACACACAGACCAGUUUAGAUGGCUGGACAAAGCUGCGAUAUUGCAACCACAAGAAUCAGAUAAGCCUCUAACAGCAGAAAAAGCAGAGAAGGUUUGUUCGGUGACCCAAGUGGAAGAGGUGAAAAUCCUGAUUAGAAUGCUGCCCAUCCUGGGCAGCACCAUCCUGAUGAACACGUGCUUGGCUCAACUUCAGACCUUUUCAAUCCAGCAGGGCUACAUCAUGAACCUAUACCUGGGCAACUUCCGCAUCCCACCAUCCUCAAUCCCAGUCAUCCCUCUUCUCUUCAUGGCCAUCCUCAUUCCGACCUACGAGUUCAUCUUCGUUCCCUUUGUCCGGCGUUUCACAGGCCAUCCUUCGGGCAUCACCCAUCUUCAGAGAGUGGGUGUUGGGCUGGUCCUCUCCGCCAUCUCCAUGGCGGUGGCCGGCCUCGUGGAAGUGAAGCGCAAGAACGCCUUCAACAAAGAACACAAACAACUGAGCGUCUUCUGGCUGUCAUACCAGUAUGGAAUAUUCGGGAUAGCUGACAUGUUUACGCUCGUGGGCCUCCUGGAGUUCUUCUACAGCGAGGCACCGGUGGGCAUGAGGUCACUCUCGACUUCCUUCACCUUCCUAUCCCUCUCCUUUGGCUACUUCUUGAGCACAGUCUUCGUGGAUGUCAUCAACUCCGUCACCAGCAGCUUGAGCUCAAACAAACAAGGCUGGCUGGUUGGCCUUGACCUUAACAGCAAUCACUUGGAACGUUUCUAUUGGUUCUUGUCCAUUUUGAGCUGCCUUAACUUUGUCAUCUACCUCCUCUGUGCCACAUGGUACAAAUACCGCAAAGAGGCUGCUCCCGCUCCUGCCAUGACUAACACCAAGACCACAAAGACCGAUGCCUCCUCCUCGGUAGAACACAUGAACGAUGAUCAGAUCAAUGAGAGCAGCAGCAGCAGCAGCAGCAGCAGCUCCAGCUGCGGAGAACGACAGGUCCAGGUGUGGUGAAAAUACGGAGCUAAUCAAGGUGACAGAGGAGACCAGGAAACCGGUGGCACAGUACUCUGUUGAUAAUACUGAUGAGGUGAAGGUGGAAGAGGACUACCCCGGGUGUGGUAAUGACAUUGAACAAGUUGAACUGAUAAAAAGAAGGUGUUGAUGAUCAUCAAAACUUAUGUGUAAAUGGUAUAAGCAACCCUUCCAACAUUUCCCAUUUUUGAUGAUAAGUCUGCAGGCCAGUGAGAUGAGACCUGAAGAUUCAGAUAUAUAUAUAUAUCCAGAUAUGUGUUUAAGAUGUAACCAUACAUAGUAAGAAAUGAAGUUUAUUCACAACUUCAAUUAAAAAGGAGCCGGUUGUGUCGUUGAGGUUAAUCUCAUGGCAGCAAACCUGCUUGUUUCUCAUUUUUCAGAGUAA
This is a messenger RNA of Dioscorea cayenensis subsp. rotundata (Guinea yam), 2290 nucleotides long. RefSeq names its product protein NRT1/ PTR FAMILY 4.5-like. Lineage: Eukaryota; Viridiplantae; Streptophyta; Magnoliopsida; Dioscoreales; Dioscoreaceae. Gene Ontology annotation, cellular component: membrane. The record is from RefSeq and is a predicted model, not a curated record. Gene Ontology annotation, biological process: transmembrane transport. Gene Ontology annotation, molecular function: transmembrane transporter activity.